CCACCUUGUCCAUCUCUAUUAAGAGAUCUGGACCUAUGUUUCUUGGUGGUGGGUUCACUUCUGGGGGAGUCUGACCAGUAAAAAAAGAGAAUCAUCAGUUCUCACAGACUCAGUGCCAGGAUCCAUUGUCAGAGACAUAUAGUUGAAUCAAGAUGGUAAAGGUGGGAAUCAAUGGAUUUGGCCGUAUUGGGCGUCUGGUGACCCGGGCUGCAAUCAACUCAGGGAAAGUGGACAUUGUGGCCAUUAAUGACCCCUUCCUUGAUGUCAACUACAUGAUUUAUCUGUUCAUAUAUGAUUCCACCCAUGGCAAGUUCAAGGGCAGUGUCACAGCUGAGAAAGGAAAAAUGGUGAUCAAUGGAAAAGCCAUUACCAUCUUCCAAGAACGGGAUCCCACCAAUAUUAAAUGGAAAGAUGCUGGAGCUUUAUAUGUCGUAGAGUCCACUGGUGUCUUUACCACCAUAGAAAAGGCUAGUACUCACUUGAAGGGUGGAGCCAAGCGAGUCAUUAUCUCUGCGCCUUCUGCUGAUGCCCCUAUGUUCGUGAUGGGAGUGAACCAUGAGACAUAUGAAAAUACCCUUCAGGUUGUCAGUAAUGCCUCCUGUACUACCAAUUGCUUAGCCCCCUUGGCCAAGGUCAUUCAUGACAACUUUGGCAUUGUGGAAGGACUAAUGACCACAGUCCAUGCCACUACUGCUACCCAGAAGACAGUAGAUGGCCCUUCUGGCAAGCUGUGGCGUGAUGGGCGAGGUGCUGGCCAGAAUAUCAUCCCUGCUGCCACUGGCGCUGCUAAGGCUGUGGGCAAGGUUAUACCUGACCUGAAUGGGAAGCUCACAGGUAUGGCCUUUCGUGUACCUAUUCCUGAUGUGUCUGUUGUGGAUCUCACCUGCCGCCUAGAGAAACCUGCCAAAUAUGAAGAUAUCAAGCAAGCAAUAAAGAAGGCAUCAGAAGGUCCCUUGAAGGGUAUCCUGGGGUACACUGAGGAGCAGGUUGUGUCUUCUGACUUCAUCACUGACACCCAUUCUUCUACGUUUGAUGCUGAGGCUGGUAUUUCCCUCAAUGACCAUUUUGUCAAGCUCAUUUCUUGGUAUGACAAUGAGUAUGGUUAUAGUAACCGUGUAGUAGACCUUAUGGAGUACAUGGCCACCAAAGAAUAAAAUGGAAGCUCAUGGAUCUUCAUCCUCAGCCAGGGACAGUUUCCAACACUGGAGAGACCUUAUCAUUAAUUUAUUUCCCUUUAUUGGAAAUCUCAUACCAUAUUCAUAAUACUUGGCCCAGAGUAACCCCAUAAUAGGAAGGAGAAGCAUUGAAUCCUAUCUUAUGUGUCAUCAAUAAAGUCAUCAUAUUCAGUGCAAAAAAAAAAAUGGACAGGCCUUUUGUCUGGUUACUACUCAUUAACUCUUUAUAUAUCCACCUAGGAGUCCAAGGGAAAACUUCUCUAGGCUUAUGUCUAGGGUUCCCCCAAAAUGGAAAGUAGAAAGAUAUACACUGUAAAUCUAGUAUGGGAUAGCUAUUUAUUACUUUGACCAAAAGUCAAUACUAAAUCCAAAAGAUAAGUACGAAUUAACAGAAAGGCAAGCAGCAACAAUAAGAACUGUUAUACUCUUUUGAAAGGCAUACUUAAAAAGAUGAUUAAUGCAUCAGGGCAAUGUAGUUUUCAGGUCUGCUUAAAAGGCAUUUUACAAUUCACCUUAUUUCUAUGUCAUAUUAGCACUUCCCUCCAAGUCCACAUCUGGAGAGGGGAUAGGAUUCAUUCUCCAAUGGUGAUUAUCUGUUAAAUAAGCAUUGCAUCUAGUGCAAGAGUAUUCCUCCAGAAUUGUACUGACUGGGGUCCAAUGAUAGCCCUCACUAAAACUCACAAGAUUGACACCGAGACAAAAUAUGUCUGUCUUGGGAUUCUUUUUUUAUCACUUGUGUCCAAAAAAAGAAUGUGAAUCACUAGAAACAACUAGGGCUUUGAGAUCCAGCCUCAUUUAAUAGAGAGAUCAUGAUUUCUCACCAGAAGCCCGGGGAAGGAGAGCUAUUUGCCACAUACCAAAUUGAAGAAAGAGGGCAGAAUCACCCCCUUUUUUUAAGCCCAUUUAGUAUUCCUUUCCUUCUGGUGUAGUGGCCCAUCUUAUCUGAACAGUGAUUUUAUUUUAUUUUUAUUUUUUAUUGUUUUCUGGUUUCUUUUUUCCCCUUUUUAAUUUUUUUAAAAUUUCAUUUAAUUAGUUAAUUCUGAAUAUUUUUCCUUAGUUACAAGAAUCAUGUUCUUUUCCUCUCCUCCCCCUCCCCUCUCCCAUAGCCAAUGCAUGCAUGUGUCCUUGAUCAAAACCUAUUUCCAUAUUAUUGAUAUUUGGACUAGGGUGAUCGUUUAGAUUCUACAUCCCCAAUCAUAUUCCCAUCAGCCCAUGUGAUCAAGCAGUUGUUUUUCUUCUGUGUUUCUACUCCCACAGUUCUUUCUCUGAAUGUGGAUAGUGUUCCUUCUCAUAAGCCUCUCAGAAUUGUCCUGAUCAUUGCAUUACUGCUAGUAGAGAAGUCCAUUACAUCUGAUUGUGCCACAGUGUAUCAGGCUCUGUGUACAAUGUUCUCCUGGUUCUGCUCCUUUCACUCUGCAUCAAUUCCUGGAAGUCAUUUCAGUUCCCAUGGAAUUCCUCCAGUUUAUUAUUCCUUUGAGCACAAUAGUAUUCUAUCACCAAUAUAUACCACAAUUUGUUCAGCCAUUCCCCAGUUGAAGGGCAUCCUCUCAUUUUCUAAUUUUUGCCAUUACAAAGAGCGCAGCUAUGAAUAUUUUUGUAGAUGUCUUUUUCCUUAUUAUCUCUUUGGAGUACAAACCCAACACAGUGCUAUGGCUGGAUCAAAGGGCAGACCGUCUUUUAGUGCCCUUUGGGCAUAUGAACAGUGAUUUUAAAUGUCUCUUCUGCAUCCUUUGUAAACUUAACAUCAUUCCAUGGAUGGCUGCCUUAAUAAUUUGGUCUUUUUCCAUUUUAAUUGUGAAUGAUUUUUAAAAGUUGUUUUUUAAUAUUAAAUUUUUAUUAGUUAAAAAAAACAAAAGCUUUGACAUAGCCACCUCCUCAUUCACCUCACCUUCUGGUUCUUGCAAAGUCAGGGUCCAAUGAAUCAUUCAGGGUUUGCUGUGUCAUUCCAAAACAAUAUUUCUUUCAGUGAUAAGUAUGAGUUUUCCCUGGAAGUGGCCAGGGUAAUUCAGCUCAUCUGCUAGGCCCAUCUCCACACAUGAUUCAUGAGAUUUGAGUCCCUCUAGAGCAGCAGUUCUCAAACUGUGGGUCGCGACCCCAGCGGGGGUUGAACGACGAAAACACAAGGGUUGCCUAAAACCAUUGGAAAAUACAUAUUUCCGAUGGCGUUAGCCACUGAGAAAUCAUGCUACUUUACAGCAAGAUCUCGGAAAGAACAGGGACCCUGCUGCCCGCACAUUGUACUAAUAUUAGUUAUGUAUCAGCAGCCCUCCCCUGAUGAGGGGCGAUGGAUUUACCCUGUUGCCUGGAGACUGGACUCAAACAGAGACCCAGAGAGAACACCAGACGCUGGCUCAGGAGGGGUUACGAACAAGUCCUGGAGCGGAUAACAGAGCCAAGUAACCCCAGCAAAGUGAAGCCUCAGCUCGAGCUGGAGGGAGACAACAGGAAGAAGAAGGCGGACCCCCUCCCCAGGCAGGACUUACCUCCCGCCCCAGCGCUCAGGCUGCCUCCUGCUGGAUUAAUAUUUCUCAACAUAUAGUUAAAUAUUGUUUUUGUGAUUAAUCACUAUGUUUAAAUUAUGUUUUAUUUGUAGCAAUGAUAUUACAGCAAUACAUAAUGCAUAUCAGGUAUUUACAUUCCGAAUCAUAACUGUGGCAAAGUUACAGUUUUGAAGUAGCCACCAAAAUAAUUUUUUGGUUUGGGGUCACUGCAACAUGAGGAACUGUAUUGCGGGGUCACGGCAUUAGAAAGGUUGAGAACCACUGCUCUAGAGCUAUAUGUCCAAAUAGGUCUUAAGUGAAUAUUUGUUCAAAGAAAUUCAUUUGGGCAUUCACUUAUAUAGGGUGCUGCAUUCUGCUUCUCAGCAUGCAGUAGGUAAUAAUAAAUACUCAUUCCCUUCCCUUCAUUGCAAUAUCAGAUAAGGCAUUACUAUAAGAGCAAAACACUAUCCACAAAGAGUGUAAACUAUAUCCCCGGUGUUUCUGGUUUCACAAUUUUUUACUGUAUUGAUAGACCAAAUUAGAAGGAGAGAAAAUUGUGCCAUUGCCUAGUUUGGUUCCUUUUUUUUGUUUUUUAAAUUCAUUUGACUAAGAUUACUAAAUGUGUUUAGAGUUUUUUUCCUGUGGCAUUUCCAUUAUCCCAGGACUCUCUUGGACAAAUAGUAGGUCCCCUUGAUUUCUCCCAAAGUACACUUUCUAUCUGUAUACCUCUCUCAUUUCUCUUUGUCUCAUUAUUGUGGUAUCCAGUGAGACCUGUCAUACCAUUGCCUUCAGGAAGUGAAGUUGGAUCGAAAAAUCUCAAGGAAUUUCUUUUUUUUCCCCUUUUUUCCCCUUUUUAAAAAUUGUCAUGCAAAACACACUUCCACAUUGCUUCUAAGAGCACAGUCAUACAUAACCAAAACCUCAAAAUAAAACCAAAAAUAAACUGAUGUGAAAGACGACUCCAACAGUUCUUUCUCUGGAGGUGGACAGCAUUCCCCAUCUUUAGUCUUUCAGGAUUGUGCCAGAUUUAUGCAUAACUGAGAGUAGCCAAGUUUUCACAAAUAGUCAUCAUCCAAUAUUACUGUUCUUGUGUCCAAUGUUCUCCCAGUUCUGUUUAUUUCUCUCUGGAUCAGUUCCCAGAGAAUUUCUUGAAGCUUGGUAAAGUCGGUCCAUCAUCAAUCAUUCAGGUAAGAAAUGUGAGAGCUGAGAUUUAAAUCAGAUCUUCCUGAUGCUAACACUCUUAUCUGCUACUGCCUCUUGGCACUCUCUAGUAAAAGGAGACAUUAAAGUUUAGAAGCUUCUUCAAACUUCAUACUAGAUGUAUCAGUAGAUAGAAAGUCAGGCCUAGAAACAGGAGAUCCUGGGUUCAAAUCUGGCCUCAGACACUUCCUAGCAGGUCGACCUUGGACAAGACACUUAAGUUCGAUUGCUUAGACCUUAGUGCUCUUCUGCCCUGAAACCAAUAUUUAGUAUCAAUUCUAAGACAAAAAAUAAGGGUUUAAAUUUUUAAAAAAUUAAAGCAAACCUGUCCCAAUACAUUAUGGGAAGGGUCAUGGUAUCCCCAAGGACAGCUAGGUGGAAGGUCCGUCUUCAUAAUGUGCUAGACGUUCAUUAUCUAAUUUCCAAGUAUCUGGUGUGCAGGUCAGGGAAGGCUUUGGUAUGGGAUAACCAGCUGACUUUAAUACACCUUACCCUGAUCUAUAGGGAAAAUAGUAAACAUUUCUUUCAUUCUUUCAAGGCUUCCUAUGAUCUAUUCCCACCUUUAUUGUUUAAAGUUUUUGACCAAGGGCCUGUGCUCAAUUGAAAGGAAGGUUACAACUGGCUUAAAUUUUUGUUUUGUUUUCUUUUGUUUUGUUUUUGAGAGAAACACAAAAAUUCUACAUGCCUGUUUUUAUUAAGAUUAUAUGAUUGAAAUUUUAAAGAAGAGAAAUUUUAGUUCUGUGUUGAAGAAGAAAAGAGGAGUUGGGGGGGGGGGGAGGAGCAAAAGAGAAGAAAUAAGAAAUUGGCAAGAGAGGGACAGAGGGAAAGUAAAGCCCAUGAGAAGUUGUCAUUAGAUGUCUUGCUAAGUGCUUACCUCCUGCUCUGCUUUCAUACUGAAGGACCAGCUCUCCACCUAAUACCAUGUGGCACACAUGCUGGAGGGGGCUGCUCCCCUCCCCCUCUCCAUCAUGCCUAAUCAGCCCAGUGGGCAGUGGGGCUCCCGUGUGGCAUAAGAAUUGCCCUUUGUGCACUUGGUCUCCAUCACUGACUUAGUAACGUAUUCUUUUCCCCAGCAGAUGAGACUCUCUCUCCUGCCUUUCUGGUGCCAAAACAUCCCUACAAUCCCCAUUGAUCUCCCUCACUGAACCCUAAGCUAUCCUCUGCCACAGAAGCCAUGCUUCUGUUCUAAUUCUACCCCCAGAGAAGGAGCUUAGCUCUGCUGAUCUCUUUAGCAUCUGUUUCUGAGUGCCACUGGUGUGUAAAACACUUACGAUGGGUGCCUGGAGGCUGAAAAAUGGACAUUGUGAGUGUAUAAUCGAUGUCAUUACUUUUCUUCUCGAUAGGUGUGGGAAUCUGAAACUAAAAA
This is a messenger RNA of Monodelphis domestica (gray short-tailed opossum), 6221 nucleotides long. The record is from RefSeq and is a predicted model, not a curated record. Lineage: Eukaryota; Metazoa; Chordata; Mammalia; Didelphimorphia; Didelphidae.